GGGGACUACAUUACCCAGAAUGCUCAGAGCCGAGCGGCAACCUCGCUCUCCAGUGAGAACUUAGAACAGAGGAGAUUCCUCGUUGGCUCAUUUUUUCUGGGGGCGGGAUUUCUGGGUCUCCCUUGGCGGCCAUGUUAGCUGCUCUUGGUUUUGUUCACUGUCCGAGACUCUGGAGUGGGGAGUCAGGGUUGUGGUGCCGGGUCCGGAAACCUCGAGAGUCGUGGUCCCGCUCCAUAAUCGCGGCUGUUCGACUCCACGGCCUAUAUGACCCGCGGCAAGGCCAAAACAGGAACCCCCGUGCCAGUGCCCUGGGCUCCCUCCUCGUCUGCCACUCCAGCCCUGUCCCGCCCAAAGAGCCUGAUGGCGGCACCCGCACGGAGGCCCCCGGCUGAGGGCAGGGUGACCUUUGAGGAUGUGGCCGUAUACUUCUCCUUGGAGGAAUGGGAUCUCCUUAAUGAGGCUCAGAGACAUCUGUACCACGAUGUGAUGCUGGAGAACCUGGCACUUAUAACCUCCUUGGGUUGUUGGCAUGGAGCCCAGAAUGAGGAGGUACCAUCUGAGCACCGUGAUUCUUUACAAGGAGUGUCACAGGUCUGGACUCGCAAGGCAGGUGUGUCUCCCCAGAAGGCCCAUCCUUGUGAGAUGUGUGGUAUGGACUUGAGAGACAUUUUGCACUUGAUCAAGCACCAGGGAACACGUCAUGGGCAGAAACUGUGCAAGAUAGGGGCAUGUGAGAAGCAGUUGUAUGUCAGUGUGGAACUUCAGCAUCAGAAGCAGCACAUGGGAGAGAAGUGCUUCAGGAACAACAUGGGCAGAGCCUCCGUUGUAAAGGACUGCAAAUUCUGUAUGUCAGGGAAACCCUUUUCCUAUGGAGAGGCUGUGAGGGAUUUCCUAGCCAGCUCAGGAUUUCUCCAGCAUCAGGCUGCAUGCACCAAGGAGAAGACAAAGAGGAGAACUGAGUGUGGGGCAGCCUCUCACAGGGGAAAAACUAUAUGUAACUCUGGAGAAUACACAAAAGACUUCAGUUGCAAACGCACACUUGUUGAACACCAGAGAGUUUUCACUAGAGAAAGAUGCUACAUGUGCAGUGAAUGUGGAAAGUCUUACAGCAAAAGCUAUAGCCUCAAUGACCAUUGGAGAGUUCACACUGGGGAAAAGCCUUAUGAGUGUGGGGAAUGUGGGAAGUCCUUUAGGCAAAGCUCUAGCCUCAUUCAACACCGGAGAGUUCACACUGGAGCAAGGCCUCACAAGUGUGACUUAUGUGGAAAAUUAUUUAGCAACAAGUCCAACCUCAUCAAACACCGAAGAAUUCACACUGGAGAAAGGCCUUAUGAGUGUAGUGAAUGUGGGAAAUCCUUUAGUGAAAGCUCUGCACUCCUUCAACACCGGAGUGUUCACACUGGAGAAAGGCCUUAUGAGUGCAGUGAAUGUGGGAAGUUUUUUACCUACCACUCCAGUCUCAUAAAACACCAGAGAGUUCACUCUGGAUCAAGGCCCUAUGCAUGCAAUGAAUGUGGAAAAUCCUUCACUCAAAACUCCAGCCUCAUUGAACACCGCAGAGUUCAUAGUGGAGAAAGGCCUUAUAAAUGCAGUGAAUGUGGGAAAUCUUUUAGCCAAAGCUCUGCGCUUCUACAGCAUCGGAGAGUUCACACUGGAGAAAGGCCUUAUGAGUGCAGUGAAUGUGGGAAGUUCUUUACUUACAGCUCCAGUCUCUUAAAACACCAGAGAGUUCACACUGGAUCAAGGCCUUAUGAGUGCAGUGAAUGUGGGAAAUCCUUUACUCAAAACUCUAGUCUCAUCAAACACAGGAGAAUUCACACUGGAGAAAGGCCUUAUGAGUGUAGUAAAUGUGGGAAAUCUUUUAGCCAUAGCUCCAGCCUCAUUAAACACCAGAGAGUUCACACUGGAUAAAGGCCUUGGGAGAAUUGGAAUGUGGGAAGUUAUUUACCUUUAACUCCAGGCUCCUAAAACACUGGAUCACAUUGGAUGAAAGCCUUGAGCAUGGCAUUGUGAGAUAUCAUUUACCAAGAGCCAGCCUCAUUACAUCUAGAGCAGGGCUGUCAAACUCAUUUUCACCGGGGGCCUGACAAGAACCUCUUGGGCCUGACAUCAGCCUGGCAGUUGCCUUCAAAGGGCCAAAUGCAAUUUUAGGACUGUGUAAAUGUAACUACUCUGUAACAGUUAAGCGAGAGCUCAGCGUUGCCACUGGUAGAAACAAGGUGCCAGGCUGGAUAAAACAAGGUGGAAGGCCAGAUUUGGCCCAUGGGCCUUGUGUUUGCCACCUGUGAUCUAGAGAAUUCACAGUGGAGAAAGGUCUUGUAAGUGCAGUGAAUAUGAGAAGGCAUUCAGUCAAAGGACUUGCUGUAUUGGAUACCACAGAUUUCAAAUGGGAGAACUGCCUUAAUUGCACAGGUAUAUACUAUAUUUUUGUUCAGUGAGCCAGCACUGGAGGAGGUCCUUUAUGAAGGUGCCAUUUGCCUGUAUUGAGCCUCAUACAUGUAAACAUCUACAUAAAUUUCAGGUAUGUGGGAAUGGCAUUGCACUUUUUUACCUGCCCAGGGCCGUGGCCAGAUUUACGUCACUGGCAGUUUGUAGCAGAAGCCAUUUCAUGUCUACCUCCUGGCUGCAGCCCACAGUGUGCAACAUUUAUCCAUCUCACAAUGUUCAGGAAGUAAGCCCCAGUGUGCUGUCAUUUGCAGAAUGAUGCAUCAAUAACCUGAGCACUUAACUCUUUCCCAAUUUUUCCUCUCUGAUGAGUUAGUGCAUGGACCUUACCCAGUUUUGGCCUAGGGCACUGUUGGGACUACAUUUUUCAGGGAUAUUGUUGGUUUCAUGUGACUUCUGUGAUGGCAUUUUCUAGCCUCCAAGUCACCAACCCAGGAACUGUGCCUAUCAUUGCUCUUGUUUGUAUGACAAUAAAGGUCUUUUUAAUCUUGGGGGUUCUAGUCACUGUUCAGGGUGCUUUGAAAUUAACUGGGUUUGUUAGAAUGUGGGGUGAACAGCUUUGGCUGGGAUCCCAAACUGUGUGCCUCAGAGUGUAUAUAUAGUAUGACGGUAGAAUAUACCUCUUCAAGUAUGGCCUAUUUUGCAUUGCUGCUCAGAGCCUUUAAGGAAAGACUUCAGAGCUUUGGGCUCCUAUUUUGUAGCUUGGAUACCAUGACUUUUAUAGGUUCAGAGUUCAACCUGAGGAGGGGGUCCUUGUGACAACCCUCGGUGCUUCUGAGAGCAGUGUGAACUUGUUCUCUUCUUCACAGGGGCUAUUGUGUCAUGCCCAGCACUGGUGAGAGGACAUCUGUCCCACAGGUCCUGCAGCGGAGCUGUGGGCUCUGAUGUCCUGAAUCUGUGGGAUAAUGUCACUGGUUUUAAGAUCAUGGGGUCCAGGAGAAUGAUUGUUGUUAUAGAAACACUGGAUUAAUAGAGUGGAGGAAACUGCCAUAAACUGGUUAGCAGGCUCUGCCUUUAUUUAUUUGUGGACCUCUUCUGAAAGGUCCACAAUGUUUAGUACCUAUAGCUGUGAAGGAUGAGCGGGUACAGAUGUUCUCAGGCCCUCCAGGAACUAUGUAUCUUGUGUAGCUAAGGGUCCUGUCAGAGAAAAUGUAAAGGUUUGUGGGUUUCUGUGGCCCCUCUGGGCUGUUUACCUAAGGUCACCGCUGUGCAGAAACACAAGAAAGAUCUCAGUUCAGCAAUGUGGUCUUCUUGACCUAGUCAGCGUUCCUGUGAGUAAAGUGGAAACACCCUUCAGUGUUCACCUAUUUUUGCUGCCACUCAGGCAAGUGUCUGCCUCAUGAGGAGAGAGGAUGUGGAGUCAGUUCAGCUGCCAAGCCUGAUUUUCUAAAGGGUAAGAAAUCCAGACUUUAAUUUGAACCUAUUUUUCAAGUUUUAAUAAGGUAUAAACAACAUGCAAUAAUCUAUCCAUAUUUAAACUGUAUAACUGUAUAAAUUUUGACAUUCAUGCAAACCCCUGAAACCAUCAGACAUAAUAAUAAACCUUUCCAUCACCCCUAUAUUUACCUUGUGUCCUUUAAUAAUCACUGUCCUCCAGGCAGCCACAGAUUUGCAUUUGUAAUAAUAGAUUGGUUUGCAUUUUCUAAAAUUUUAUAUGACUGAAAUCAUAAAGUGUUUAGUGUUUUCCUUGGGUUCCCUAAUGUGACAUAUUUAUUUUGAGAAUCAUCAGUGUUGCUUAUUUGAGUAGUUUAUUCUUUUUAUAUUGUUCACUAGCAUGUUACAUUAAUGUACCACCAUUCAUCUGUUUAUGGAUAUUUUAACUGUUUCUAAUUUUGGCCAUUGCAAAAACUGGACAAAGUUCAUAUUGAUAUGUUUCCUUUCUCAUGUUAAUACUGUGAGGUGCAAUACCCGAGUCCGAGUAAACAUUAAUGUAUAACUUUAAGAAACACCAAACUGUCAUCUAAAAUGAUUGUUCCUUUUGUAUUUUUACCAGCAGUAUAUACAGGUUCCACUUCUCGCAUGGCCUUGCUAAUAGUGCAUAGGCCUGGUCUUUUAAAAUUUUGAUCCUUUUAGUAAAUGUGUAGCAGUAUCUCACUCUGA
Phyllostomus discolor (pale spear-nosed bat) is the source of this 4545-nucleotide messenger RNA. Its product is annotated as zinc finger protein 154-like. Gene Ontology annotation, molecular function: RNA polymerase II cis-regulatory region sequence-specific DNA binding; DNA-binding transcription factor activity. Gene Ontology annotation, biological process: regulation of transcription by RNA polymerase II. The record is from RefSeq and is a predicted model, not a curated record. The coding region runs from base 265 to 1911 and encodes 548 amino acids. The transcript has 4 exons. NCBI's taxonomy places the organism in Eukaryota, Metazoa, Chordata, Mammalia, Chiroptera, Phyllostomidae.